Messenger RNA from Euleptes europaea (tarantolino), 1217 nucleotides. It is a transcript of the gene MTFR2, whose product is annotated as mitochondrial fission regulator 2. NCBI's taxonomy places the organism in Eukaryota, Metazoa, Chordata, Lepidosauria, Squamata, Sphaerodactylidae. Bases 18 to 1217 code for a protein of 399 amino acids. Gene Ontology annotation, biological process: aerobic respiration; mitochondrial fission. The transcript has 8 exons. The record is from RefSeq and is a predicted model, not a curated record. Gene Ontology annotation, cellular component: mitochondrion.
AAUACAUUGCUUUUUAAAUGUCUCUGCUACUGAGCCUCUUAAGACAACUGCUGGAAUAUUAUGGUGUGCCUCCUGAACUGGUCCUACAAAGAUGUGAAGUUUGUCUUUAUGGUAUUGCUCAGAUGUUCAGAUCUCAUCAUCCUUUAAAUACCUUGUCUGCAGUAUACUUCCAACAGUUACGUGCCAUCUCAAGAAACUAUUUGGUGUCCUGGUCUUGGGAAACAAAGAAAUAUGGAUCUACUCGAAGUUUUGUCCGCAGAUUGGGAAAAAUGAUAUCCUUAGACCCUUAUCCAAGGGCUCACUUUCAGCGGGUCCGGUGUCUGAAUUCCUUGGAUUCCGAGCAACAUGGCCUUGUUAGUUCCAUUACACCCUCUUUUGCUGAUGUCUUGUGGAUUGCAAAUGAUGACAGAGAGCCAUCUGCUAGAUUUAGAUUUGAUGAACAGGCAGAAUCUGUGCUUCCAUCUUCAGUUCUUUUGCCAGCAUCUUCAAAAGGAAAAGCACCAAAAGCAACUGUUGUGAACGAGGAUGCAGUCAAAAAAAUUUCUGCACUUGAGGAAGAGUUGAGUCAUCUUCGUGCACAGAUUGCUGCAAUUGUCUCAGUGCAUGGAGCAAGAAAUUAUCAUUUGUGUUCAGAUACUGUGAAUUCAUCAGAUACUCCCUGGAGUACUUAUCCACAGUCAGCAAUGACUUCUACACCAAUUCCCAUUUCUUCUUGUAGUACAGUAAUUCCGCCACCGCCACCACCACUUCCAGAUGCGCUGCCAUCUCAAUGUAAUCCCCAUAUUUCAACAAUUGAACUUAUAAAACAACGUCGAGCUGCAAGUAAGAUCAAAAAUAUUACAAAUAGGGCUGGAUGUCAGAAGGCUAAGACUGUUCCCAGUAUGACAGAUGUUCUGAAAGAUAUAAAUAAGGUCAAAUUAAGAGCUGUUGAGAGGUCGCCAGGAGGGACACCUCUACCCAAAACAAAGAAAGUAAAUAGAUUACAGUGGGAUCCAGCAGCUUUAAUCGCCAAAGCUCUUAAAGAGAAAUUUGCAGCCUACAGCAACAGUGAUGAUUCAUUUGAUAAAGAGAACAGAUCCUCUGAUGCUUCUCCAUUUUCCAGUCCGGAGACCCCAGGAAUUGGCCAUCACAUUUUGAAGCCUGCUAUCAAACAAACGCGGAUUAGAGCUGAGGAAUUCAGGCGGGUGUCGGCUACAAAAGGAAGAACAACUAUUUAG